Molecule: messenger RNA, 336 nt
Organism: Suillus paluster
Lineage: Eukaryota; Fungi; Basidiomycota; Agaricomycetes; Boletales; Suillaceae
Exons: 1
Source: RefSeq, a predicted model, not a curated record
UACGGGGAGAAAGGAAAAGCGAUAAUCCAGUCCGCAAUAUUUUCCAUGUUUGACCACGAACAGACUUCCAACGAAGCCUUCACUCCCCUUGACUUCAAGGCCUACAUUGAAUACUACCUCAUACCUUGGGUCGCUAUCCACUUAAUUUCGAAAGACCUCGGAUGCAGUCUAGAAGAGGCGUAUGAAGAGAUGAUUGCCAGUGCUGAUUCAGGUGUUGCUCUGCAUCCAAUGGCUGAAGAAGACUCAUGUAUCGAGAAAAUCACACGCCAACACUGCGUCUUGGCUGCCGAGAAACGUGUUGAGAAGGUCGAGCACUUCCGCAAGGAGAUGAAUGAU